AUGAUCUCGAUGCUUGACCAUCCAGGCGGUGGCAUCUCUACCAGCUUUCCUUGGGUUACAACGAUCUGCAUCGUGCAUCCUCAACGUCAAGAUCGAGAGUUUGAGUAUGGUACUGUACAUGCAGCAUGUGUGCGUGUGUACGAUGGCUUUGCCAUGCUUGUUGACGAAGCGAUUAAGAGCAUCUCAAACGAGUUACAAGCUAAGCAAUAA
Plasmopara halstedii is the source of this 210-nucleotide messenger RNA. RefSeq lists its product as uncharacterized. The record is from RefSeq and is a predicted model, not a curated record. The coding region runs from base 1 to 210 and encodes 69 amino acids. Lineage: Eukaryota; Oomycota; Peronosporomycetes; Peronosporales; Peronosporaceae. The transcript has 2 exons.